Messenger RNA from Saxophila tyrrhenica, 879 nucleotides. RefSeq lists its product as uncharacterized. The record is from RefSeq and is a predicted model, not a curated record. Bases 1 to 879 code for a protein of 292 amino acids. Lineage: Eukaryota; Fungi; Ascomycota; Dothideomycetes; Mycosphaerellales; Extremaceae. The transcript is spliced from 2 exons. Gene Ontology annotation, biological process: DNA recombination.
AUGUCGUCGCCGUUGACAGCAAAGCGGCGCAAGCUCAACGAGACAUCAAGAACACUUGCGAAACCGUUCGUCUCCCCACUGAGGACCUCAAAGCCGGACACAGCACCGCUCAAGCCGAGCCACAAUGCGGCCAACAUCCAGUCAUACCAACCGAGCACGCUUGCCCAUACUGUGAACUCCUCGACACCUUCAGAAUCCAAAACCAAGGCACCCUCACGUUCGUUCCAGACGCCCGCAAGAUCAGCACCCGUCCGCAAAACCGCAGCCUUCACCACAUCUACCGGCCGCAACAGAGAUCCGGCCGAGCAAGCAGCGCAACGGGCCAACACCUCCCUCGAACUCCAGAUCCGCAACAUCCGCAACGAGAUCGACACCCUCAACCAAGCCAUCCGCCUCACCAGCUCCACCACCGACGCCGAGCUAGAAGAGCUCACUCAGAAAUGGAAGCUCGCGACGCAGACGGCGGCAGAAGAGCUGUUUGGCACUGUCAAAGAGCGCGUCUGCCGGAUGGGAGGCGUGCAGGCGUGGAGGGAGAGCGAGAACAAGAAGGCGGACAAGAUGAAUGAGUGGUCGCAGCAGGAUGAGGGCAAGGAAGACGAUGAUGCGGAUUGUGAGUUUGAUGAGGACGGUGAGGAGUUGCCGGAGGAGGAGGCGGAGUGGCGGAAGAAGGAGAAGGCGAGGAUGAGGCAGGAGGCGCAGGAUGCUAUGGAAGAUGCUGGGGGUGGUGACGAGGUGGAGGAGAUGGGGCGGGAGAAGCAGGUCUGGCAGGAGGACGGGAAAGAAGACGAUGACUUCACGGUGGACAUGAUGUUGCGCUCGCUGCAUAUCGAUUUAAGCGUGAUCGGAUGGGACACUCAAGCUCAGCGGUGGGUCUCUUGA